AUGCCAGAUGACGAAUCUGUGUUACUGGCAGAAGCAGUUUGCGAGUUAUCACAACUGCAAUCUAACGUAUCCACGUUGUCAACCGUCUUUGCAAAACAUGCGGCUGGACCCAUCCAGCUGGCGCAGCUAUAUGGGGAAAUUGGAAAACUGCAAACAACGACAAACGUAUUGUGCUCAAGCUUAGAGAGAGCCCUGAAGUUUGCUGUACCGACGCUAAUUGAAGAUCUAGAUUCCAGAAACCAAACGCUAGAGAAUUUGAUGGUAUACAAAAGAAAUGCAGAACAAACCAUAAAACAGCAAACUCAACAGAUUACUCAGCUAAAAGCGGAACUAGCAGCAAUCAAAGAGUUUUUCCCCAGACAAGCUGUUGGUCAAAUCGAGUCAAUAUCUUGGAUCGGUUCGAUAAUGGCAGCAUUGCUGUGGAAAGCGUGCAAACAACAAGAGAGCGUGAAAGCCUUGAUUGGUACUGACAGCUUACGAGAAUUUAUCGGAAUGGCCAAUUGUGUUUUGAGCAGUUUUGUUGCACGGCACCAACAAAAUAACGAUUCAGUCCAACUUUCCUCCGAAAGUGAGGAUUAUAAAUUUUUGGCAUCACUCUGCGGAGCACUUACCAACUUAGCAGCUUAUCCGGAAGGUAGAGCAUACCUAGCCAGUGAGGCCGACGGUUUAUUAUUUGCUAACAGUCUUCUCCACGCGGUGCAAUUGUUUAAUAUGCCGGCUGGCAGGUUGCUCAAGCGGAUGUCUCUGACCUUUGUUUACAAUAUAUGCUUAGAACCAAUCGGCACUCAGUUCGUAAUAGAAGACGAUAAUCGAUUACGGAACGUCAUUGCCUGUUUGAAUCUAGUCAAUUCGGAGGAUGUUCUGAUUUUAGCGGUCAGUUUGUUAGUACGACUGAUUAAAGCAGCAGUGAGAUAUGACCAGAAGACUACGAUAUGCCGGCAAGUUCCCAAAGCCAUUGUUAAAUAUAUGACUGAUUCCAACAAUACGCUGCUGAAAGAAACUGCAGCGCAUUUAUUGGAGUUAGUAGAAUUUGAUUGGAAAAAUGCUGCAAUUGAGAUUGAAAAUAAAACGAUCUAG
Molecule: messenger RNA, 1077 nt
Organism: Sabethes cyaneus
Lineage: Eukaryota; Metazoa; Arthropoda; Insecta; Diptera; Culicidae
Exons: 4
Coding region: 1-1077 (358 amino acids)
Cellular component (GO): cytosol
Source: RefSeq, a predicted model, not a curated record